AUGAUGACGUCUGCACAGUUUGUCUUCUGUUUGACAUGGCACUUUUUAGUCAUAGUAGCUCAGAAGAUUCAUCUGACAUCAUCUCCAUCAGUUUAUCAAGAAGGAGGUUUUAUAACAGCUAAUGUUGGAGAUAGUGUGACUUUAAGAUGUUUCUACAAUGAACCAUUGUUGUUCUACUGGUACAUGCAAUCACUGGGAGACAAACCAACACUUAUAUCUACCUUCUAUGUAUAUAGCACACAAAUCACUUUUUAUGAAAAAUUCAAUAACAACUCCCGCUUCACAUUGGAUACAGAAAAUCGUAAUUAUCACCUGACAAUUUCAGAUCUGAAACGUUCAGACUCUGGUACAUACUACUGUGCAGCUCGAGGUCCAAUGGUUGUGGAUUUUGCGGAGGGUACUACACUCAGUGUGAAGGAUUCAGAUUUAAACAUCCAGUCGUUCAUCCAUCAGUCGUCAUCUGAGACCAUCGAGCCAGGAGACUCGGUGUCUCUGAACUGCACAGUACACACUGGGAGCUGUGAAGGAGAACACAGUAUUUACUGGUUCAAAGAGUCAGAAAAAUCUCAUCCAGCCCUCAUUUACACUCAUGGAGCCAGGAAUGAUCAGUGUGAGAGGAAAUCUGCCUCAGAAAUUCAAACUUGCAUGUACCACUUGCCAAUCAAGAACCUGAAUGUGUCUCAUGCUGGGACCUACUACUGUGCUGUUGCUUCAUGUGGACACAUACUGUUUGGAAACAAAACUAAGUUGGACUUCAAAUGCGACUCUGUUCUGGUGUAUUUCUUGACUGGAACCUUGACGUUUACCUCCAUCCUAGUAGUUGUACUUAUUUUCCAAAUGUACAAGAUGAACAAAAUAAUUCAAUCUGCAGAGGAAAGGUUUCCAGCUCCACCCGCAGCAAGCAAAGGGGGACAAAAUGAAGACAGUCCACAAUAUGCUGCUUUAGAGCUUAACCAAGCCAACAGAUCCAGAAGACAGAGGAGCACCACCAACAGCGAUUGUGUUUAUUCCAGUGUACGGCUGCAGUGCUGAACUUGUUUUGCUGUUCAAGGAAUAUAUUUUUGAUAUCCAGGUAGAUAUAAAUCAAUUUUUACUCCACCUUUGUUCUGCUGCAAAAAGAUAAAACCUUCAGUUUGCGCUAACGUUUGGCACUGUGAAAUUUUAGGGUCCUAUACCUGUAUAUAUAUAUUGUCUUUUCGGUCUCAAGGAGAAUGUUUCUUGAUUAAAACAACUCUUUUUAUUUCUUCACAUAUGACUAAAUAUUUUAAGCCCAUCAAAAAUGUCUGAAAUGCUGGACGUGAGUGUAUUCAGUUGCAAUUUCAUAAACUCUUAUUUUCAGAGCUUUUGCUGGUUAUAUUCAGAUACUGCAUGACUGUUCAUUAUUUGCUUCUGUGUUGUGUUUCACC
Messenger RNA from Cololabis saira (Pacific saury), 1406 nucleotides. RefSeq lists its product as uncharacterized. The record is from RefSeq and is a predicted model, not a curated record. Lineage: Eukaryota; Metazoa; Chordata; Actinopteri; Beloniformes; Belonidae. The coding region runs from base 1 to 1032 and encodes 343 amino acids. Gene Ontology annotation, biological process: response to bacterium. The transcript has 5 exons.